AUGCGCAAUGCGGUUCGCGGCCUCCAGACCCUGAUGUCGACAGCAGGGAGCGAGCUGAGCGAGUAUGCCGGGGGUGAGGAGGAAGCGCGCAAUCUCGCAACCCAGUGGUGGCCCGCGAAAUGGGCAAUGAGCUUCCACGGUGGGCAUGAGGCAGGCCAACCCCCGCCAUCCAGUCCGUCCAGUCAGGCAGUGCCGUGGAGCAGCAGAGCAGGGGCCCAGGCCUGGGACCCUGCCAGCAACGGCAAGUGCCCUUGCCAUGCCAGGUGGCUUGACGACUCGGCCGUGCGUCGCGUGCCUGCCCUCACAAGCCUCCCUCGCGCCUUCCCAGGUCUGGAUCAAUCUGAAACGGCGCCAUCUGGUAGCCCCAUGGGGCCCACUUCUACACCCUCCGACCGAGAUCACCAUCAGCCCAAGGCUGGAUGGAGCUGCCCGCACGGCUACAGCACGAUUGUACUCGGAAGAUCAGCACCGCCGACAACACCAAUAACAACAACAACCAAAACAACAAUGUCAAAAUCAGCAGGCAACGCCGUCGCCAGCCCAUGCGAGUCUCACUCGAGCCCAAAUACCCGCCCCGCCUGCGACUUGGGAUGACGGGACAGGCGAGGUCUGCCAGCCCGCGGUCCACUUCCUUAGUGCAGCCACGCAACCGUUCCGCGAGACAA
This is a messenger RNA of Microdochium trichocladiopsis, 665 nucleotides long. RefSeq lists its product as uncharacterized. Bases 1 to 594 code for a protein of 197 amino acids. The record is from RefSeq and is a predicted model, not a curated record. Lineage: Eukaryota; Fungi; Ascomycota; Sordariomycetes; Xylariales; Microdochiaceae. The transcript has 2 exons.